AUGGAAGGCGGAGUCCGUCCUUUCUGUCCUGCCUUCCCCACAUCCACCCGGCCUUCACCACAUCCACCCGGCCUUCCCCACAUCCUCCCGGCCUUCACUACAUUCUACCAGCCUUCACCACAUCUACCCGGCCUUCACCACAUCCUCUCGGCCUUCACCACAUCCACCCUGGUCCACUACAUUCUACCAGCCUUCACCACAUCCAUCCGGGCCUUCCCCACACCCACCCGGCCUUCAUCACAUCCAUCAGGCCUUCACCACAUCCACCCUGGUCCACUACAUUCUACCAGCCUUCAUCACAUCCAUCCGGGCCUUCCCCACACCCACCCGGCCUUCACUACAUCCACCCUGGUCCACUACACCUUACCAGCCUUCACUACACCCCCCGGUCUUCCCCACAUCCACCCGGUCUUCACCACAUCCACCCGGCCUUCACCACAUCCACACUCAUCCACUACAUCCAACCGGCCUUCACUACAUCCGCCCUGCAUUCACCACAUCCACCCGGCCAUCCAGACAUCCACCCGGCCUUCACCACAUCCAUCCGGCCUUCCCCACAUCCACCCGGCCUUCACCACAUCCACCCUGGUCCACUACAUCCACCCGGUCUUCACUACAUCUACCCGGCCUUCACUACAUCCACCCGGUCUUCACCACAUCCACCCUGGUCCACUACAUCCUACCAGCCUUUACUACAUCCACCCGGUCUUCACCACAUCCACCCUGGUCCACUACAUCCUACCAGCCUUCACUACAUCCGCCCUGCAUUCAGCACAUCAACCCGGCCUUCCCCACAUCCACCCCGCCUUCCCCACAUCCUCCCGGCCUUCACCACAUCCAUCCGGCUUUACCCACAUCCACCCGUCCUUCACCACAUCCACCCUGAUCAAAGACUUCCUACCAGCCUUCACUACAUCCACCCGGUCUUCACCACAUCCACCCUGGUCCACUACAUCCUACCAGCCUUCACUACAUCCGCCCUGCAUUCACCACAUCCACCCGGCCUUCCCCACAUCCUCCCGGCCUUCCCCGUCAUCCUCCCGGCCUUCACCACAUCCAUCCGGCCUUACCCACAUCCACCCGGCCUUCACCACAUCCACACUGGUCCACUACAUCCUGCCAGCCUUAACUACAUCCACCCGGUCUUCACCACAUCCACCCUGGUCCACUACAUCCUACCAGCCUUCACUACAUCCGCCCUGCAUUCACCACAUCCACCCGGCCUUCCCCACAUCCUCCCGGCCUUCCCCCACAUCCUCCCGGCCUUCACCACAUCCAUCCGGCCUUACCCACAUCCACCCGGCCGUCACCACAUCCACACUGGUCCACUACUUACUACCAGCCUUCACUACAUCCACCCGAUCUUCACCACAUCCACCCGGUCGUCCCCACAUCCACCCGGCCUUCACCACAUCCACCCUCGUCCACUACAUCCUACCAACCUUCACCACACCAAUCCGGCCUUCCCCACACCCUCCCGGCCUUCACCACAUCCACCCGGCCUUCCCCACAUCCUCCCGGCAUCCACUACAUUCUACCAGCCUUCACCACAUCUACCCAGGCCUUCCCCACAUCCUCUCGGCCUUCACCACAUCCACCCUGGUCCACUACAUUCUACCAGCCUUCAUCACAUCCAUCCGGCAUUCCCCACAUCCACCCUCGUCCACUACAUCCUACCAGCCUUCACUACAUCCGCCCUGCAUUCACCACAUCCACCCGGCCUUCCCCACAUCCUCCCGGCCUUCACCACAUCCACCCGGCCUUCCCCACAUCCUCCCGGCAUCCACUACAUUCUACCAGCCUUCACCACAUCUACCCAGGCCUUCCCCACAUCCUCUCGGCCUUCACCACAUCCACCCUGGUCCACUACAUUCUACCAGCCUUCACCACAUCUACCCAGCCUUCCCCACAUCCUCACGGACUCAACCACAUCCACCCUGGUUCCACUACAUUCUACCAGCCUUCACCACAUCCAUCCGGGCUUCCCCACAUCCUCCCGGCCUUCACCACAUCCACCCUGAUCACCCCGUGUUCACCACACCACCUCGUAUUCACCACAUCACCCCGUGUUCACCACACCACCGCGUGUUCACAACCCCACCCCGUGUUCACCACAUCACCCCGUGUUCACCACAUCACCCCGUGUUCACCACAGCACCUUGUGUUCACCGCAUCACCCUGUCUACAUAA
Messenger RNA from Haliotis rufescens (red abalone), 2190 nucleotides. Its product is annotated as extensin-3-like. The coding region runs from base 1 to 2190 and encodes 729 amino acids. The transcript is spliced from 2 exons. Lineage: Eukaryota; Metazoa; Mollusca; Gastropoda; Lepetellida; Haliotidae. The record is from RefSeq and is a predicted model, not a curated record.